Molecule: messenger RNA, 2264 nt
Organism: Limanda limanda (common dab)
Lineage: Eukaryota; Metazoa; Chordata; Actinopteri; Pleuronectiformes; Pleuronectidae
Product: gap junction gamma-1 protein-like
Exons: 3
Coding region: 298-1671 (457 amino acids)
Biological process (GO): cell communication
Cellular component (GO): connexin complex
Source: RefSeq, a predicted model, not a curated record
UCACUUGCCAGAAACCUUGCGGGACAUGUCCACCCGUUGACGGUAAUUCGGCGAUGAGGAUUCCCACCGUGUGUCACCGGAUGUCUGGCGAGUUCCCAUCGUGCAUCCGGCUCUUGUCUGGCGGACGGGAGCGGCUCCAGAUGUGGGUCUGAAGGAGGAGGCUGUGGUGAGAGUGGGCACAUAGGGGUUUGAAAUUGCUCCAAAUUUGGUGCCGGGAAAACAAGAAGGAUCGAAGAAUAUAACAAGAAGAGGUGAGUAACAGGAGGUGUUUGUCGCUGUAGCUUCUGUGCCACUACCAUGAGCUGGAGUUUCCUGACUCGUCUGCUGGAAGAAAUCCACAACCACUCCACGUUUGUGGGCAAGAUCUGGCUCACCAUCCUCGUUGUUUUCCGCAUUGUGCUGACGGCUGUAGGAGGAGAGUCCAUCUACUAUGAUGAGCAGAGCAAGUUCGUCUGUAACACGGGUCAACCGGGCUGCGAGAACGUCUGCUACGACGCCUUCGCUCCGCUCUCGCACGUCCGCUUCUGGGUCUUCCAAAUCAUCCUGGUGGCCACGCCUUCACUCAUGUACCUGGGCUACGCGGUCAACAAGAUUGCUCGGGCAGAGGAGCGGGCUGGCAGUGGGGGAGGUAGUGGAUUAUCACGGAGGAAACCCCAGAAGCAUUACCUUGGGGGCAGAAUGCAGCACAGAGGUGUUGAAGAGGCUGAGGACAACCAAGAGGAAGACCCGAUGAUCUAUGAAAUGACAGAGGUGGUGAGCGAUGCUGCAGCAAAAGGAGACAGUGGUGAAGAACAAGUAAAGGUCAAGGCGCGGCAUGAUGGACGCCAGCGUAUCAAAGAAGAUGGGCUAAUGCGUAUUUACGUGUUUCAGCUCUUGGCCCGCUCUUUGCUGGAGGUGGCCUUCCUGUGCGGUCAGUACUUCCUGUAUGGAUUUGCAGUACCUCCGACCUACAUGUGCUCUGACCUUCCCUGCCCUCACAGUGUGGACUGCUUUGUGUCUCGCCCUACUGAGAAAACUAUCUUCCUCCUCAUCAUGUAUGUUGUCUCCAUGCUCUGUCUGGCUCUCAAUGUAUGGGAGAUGCUUCACUUGGGCAUCGGCACCAUCUGUGAAAUUGUACGCACCCGCCAGGUGCAGCUCCCCGGUGGAGAGUUGUACGGACUUUCACAUGACCAUGGAGCUAUGAAAGAGGCCGGAUUGGGCGGAAGGGAUUACCACAGCUACCCGUAUUCUUGGAACGCAUCAACAGAUCCACCAGGGUACAACAUCGCAACUAAGCCUACUAUGGUAUCUACAAAGACCCACGACAAACCACUGCCCAUCACCGACCUUGCUAAUGCUAAGAUGGCAUGCCGACAGAACCACGUAAACAAUGCCCAAGAGGAGUUUCAGCACUUCUCCAGAAAUGAUGACAACUUGGGCAGAGAGGGGAUGGAGGAUGCCUCCAGAUGUGUCAUCAGUCCAGCUCAGAAAAAGCUGGAGUCCGAGUGUCCGGCCUACCAGCACCUUCAGAGCCACAAUGACAAUGACCACAGCAUUCCUCACCGCGAUCGUAAACACCAGCAGGUCCACAAACACGCCUCCAGCAAGGCAGAGGCAGACAGAGGCAGCAGCAUCAGCAUCACCAGUAGUAACAGCAAAUACGGAGUGGUGAAGGGUUCCCAGUGGAUCUGAAGGAAAGGCUGUGACUUUUUGUUUUUCCCUAGUUCAGUUUUUUUUUUUUUUACUCCUCAGAUCAACACAUAUUUACAUAUGUAUAUCUUGUAUUAAAUUGUACACUUAACGCAAGUCUAUUCCAAAUAAAAUUGGGUGUUAACAAUUAUCAGCUUGUGCUUUACAAUUUUAUUUUUAUUUUCAGGAUUACAUUUUGUUUAAUGUCUCUCUGGAGGAUGUUCAUGUCGACUUCAAUUUAGUAUGGAUAUAAAGUGCAGAGGCAGCUUUGCUGAAACCUAUGGUGCCUUAUGUAAACAGCCAAAGAGCUGCUUCCCACUGACUCUGCAUCACUUCCUGUUCAACUGUUCAAGAAUGAUUUUUGACACAAUGUGCUCAUAACUACGAACUGACAACAGGAGCCGGCUUCAUGUGGCUAGUUUUCAUGACUGUCCAGGUGUUAAAGCAGUAAUGCAAUAUUCAAUCUUUAUUUUCUCCAAACUUUCAUUUUUUUCAACGCUAUGAAGAAAAAACGAUGUAUGUUGUAAUUGGCUAAAUUGACAGUUUUUCUUGUUUUCUGUUUAAUAUAUUGUUCAAUUGAUGUUAGGCAAAGUUGA